UCAGAGCUUCAAGUGACAGUUCAAGAGUUUUCCUUUGAGAGAUCCUGAGACAGAAGACCCACCUAUCACCAUGGCCGACAAGAAGAACCUCCUGCUGCUGUUCGAUCAUCCCACCGAGCCUGUGUUCAUGGACAAGGGCAAGCGGGUGACCGUCUUCGAUGUGCCCGACUCCUUCCUCACGGAUCGCUACAAGCCGAUCAGCAACGAGGUUCAGAGCCGUGUCGGCGACAAGGUGGAGCAGCGCAUUCCAGUGCGUGAGAUCUCAAUUCCGGAUCUGAGGAUCCCCAUGUCCCUGGGCCGCGACGAAAAGUUCUCGCUGUUUCUGCCGAAGCACCGCAGAAUCGCCGGCCGCCUGAUCGACAUCUUCAUGAACAUGCGCUCUGUGGAUGACCUGCAGAGCGUGGCUGUCUAUGCCCGGGAUCGCCUCAAUCCGAUUCUUUUCAACUACGCGCUGUCGGUGGCCCUGCUCCAUCGGCCUGAUACUCAGGGACUGGACCUGCCUUCCUUCAUGCAGUCCUUCCCCGAUCGCUUCAUUGACUCGCAGGUGAUGCGCCAGCUGCGUGAGGAGUCCUUCGUGGUGAACCCUGGCUCCCGAAUCCCGAUCACCAUUCCGCGGGACUACACCGCCUCCGACUUGGAUCAGGAGCACCGACUGUGGUACUUCCGUGAGGAUCUGGGCAUCAACCUUCAUCAUUGGCAUUGGCAUCUGGUCUAUCCCUUCGAGGCCUCUGACCGCAGCAUUGUGGACAAGGAUCGUCGCGGCGAGCUUUUCUACUACAUGCACCAGCAGGUGAUCGCCCGCUACAAUGCGGAGCGGUUCAGCAACAACCUUGCCCGGGUGCAGCCCUUCAACAAUCUGCGAGAGCCCAUUGCCGAGGGCUAUUUCCCCAAGAUGGACUCCCUAGUGGCCAGUCGUGCCUGGCCACCGCGCUUCGAGAACACCAAGCUGAGCGAUCUCAAUCGCGAGGCGGACCAACUGAACGUGGAGAUUGGUGAUCUGGAGCGCUGGCGCGAUCGCAUCUACGAGGCUAUCCACCAGGGCUUCGUUAUGGAUGAGCGCGGCAAUCGAAUCCCCCUGGAUGAGACCAAGGGCAUCGACCACUUGGGCAAUAUGAUUGAGGCUUCUAUUCUGUCGCCGAAUCGCACGCUGUACGGUGAUCUGCACAACAACGGCCACACCUUCAUCUCGUACGCCCACGAUCCCAGCAACAAGCAUUUGGAAUCCUUCGCAGUGAUGGGUGACGUCUCCACCGCCAUGCGUGAUCCAGUCUUCUACAAGUGGCACUCUUACAUCGAUCGCAUCUUCCAGGAACACAAGUCCCGUCUGCCGGCUUACACCGAGCCCCAGCUCAACUACUCGGGCAUCUCUAUCACUGGCAUUGAGGUGGCCACCAAUGGCGGCCAGGCCAACACUCUUAGCACCUUCUGGCAGGAAUCCGAUGUGGAUCUAUCCCGUGGCUUCGAUUUCCUGCCGCGUGGCAAUGUCUUUGCCCGUUUCGGUCACCUGCAGCAUCUGCCCUUCACCUACACUAUUAAUGUGAACAAUGCCAGCGGCGCCCAGCGCUUCGGCUAUGUGCGCAUCUUCAUGGCGCCCAAGAAUGACGAACGUGGUCAGCCCAUGCUGCUCCGUGAGCAGCGUCUCAUGAUGAUUGAGCUGGACAAGUUUGUGGCUGCCCUGAACCCCGGACCCAACACCAUUCGUCGCCGUUCCACAGAGUCUAGUGUAACCAUUCCCUUCGAGCGAACUUUCCGCAACCUGGACGCCAAUCGCCCGGCUGCUGGCUCUGCGGGUGAGCUGGAGUUCAACUUCUGCGGCUGCGGCUGGCCCAACCACAUGCUGGUGCCCAAGGGUCUACCCGAGGGUCUGCGCUGUGACCUGUUCAUCAUGGUUUCCAACUACGAGAACGAUAGGAUUGACCAGCAGCUGCAGGGUCAAUGCAGCGAUGCCGCCUCCUACUGCGGUGUCCGCGAUCGCCUCUAUCCCGAUCGCCAGGCCAUGGGCUUCCCCUUCGACCGCCUGCCCCGCACCGGGGCCGAUCGUCUGGUGAACUUCCUCACGCCCAACAUGAGCAUUGUGGAUGUGACCAUUCGCCACGAGAACCGCACUGUCCAGCGACAGAGCUAGAUGCACCCACGAGAUCCACCUGACUACGAAUGCACUCCCACCCUGACCCCAAUCGACGACGACCUUCUUUUAGAUAUACGACAAUAUAACUCUUAGCAAUAUAUUGCAUCUUUAUUGAGCCGCUUAAUAAACAAGACAUCAUGGCAUUCCACGCAAA
Messenger RNA from Drosophila kikkawai, 2282 nucleotides. RefSeq names its product Prophenoloxidase 2 (gene PPO2). The record is from RefSeq and is a predicted model, not a curated record. Gene Ontology annotation, molecular function: oxidoreductase activity. Lineage: Eukaryota; Metazoa; Arthropoda; Insecta; Diptera; Drosophilidae.